AUGAAGGAAGGUGAUGGCUUUGAUGGAGUGGAAGGAUUGAGUGUGGGUUGGAUUUUGGUGGGAGAUAAGGAAGUUGUGAAGAAAGAAGAAGAACUAGGCAGGAUCAUAAAGCAUGUAAUGCACACUGAGACACAGAAAUCUUAUCUCAGUGAGGCCCUCGACAAAGCAAUUAGACUAAAGUACAUCUUCCGUUUUGUGGGAUCUCUACAGAUUGUUAGUGAAACGAGCAGGAGAAGACAGAACUAA
Molecule: messenger RNA, 246 nt
Organism: Dovyalis caffra
Lineage: Eukaryota; Viridiplantae; Streptophyta; Magnoliopsida; Malpighiales; Salicaceae
Source: the annotation of a GenBank genome assembly